Molecule: messenger RNA, 1095 nt
Organism: Pistacia vera
Lineage: Eukaryota; Viridiplantae; Streptophyta; Magnoliopsida; Sapindales; Anacardiaceae
Product: inositol-tetrakisphosphate 1-kinase 1-like
Exons: 1
Coding region: 69-1001 (310 amino acids)
Biological process (GO): inositol trisphosphate metabolic process
Cellular component (GO): cytoplasm
Molecular function (GO): magnesium ion binding; ATP binding; inositol-1,3,4-trisphosphate 5-kinase activity
Source: RefSeq, a predicted model, not a curated record
CCCCAAACUUUCUCUAUUUCAUUACAAAUUUUCUCUCAACUUUCUCACCUCCCAAACAAUCCGAAGACAUGUCAAACCAAUCUCAAACUCAACGCUACCAUAUUGGCUACGCCUUCACUCCCAAAAAAGAGAAAACCUUCACCCAACCGUCUCUCCUCGCCUGCGCAACCCGACGUGGCAUCGACUUAAUUCGCAUCGAUCCAAACAAACCCUUGAUCGAACAAGGACCGUUCGAUUGCAUCAUCCACAAAAUCUACGGUUCCGAUUGGCCUCUCCAAUUGCAACACUUCUCCUCCCAAAACCCUAAUGUUCCAGUAAUCGAUUCCCCUCACUCAAUUCAAAGACUCAACAACAGAAUCUCAAUGCUCAAAGUCGUCUCUCAACUGAAAAUCAAUUUCGAAAACGACACGUCGUUUGGCGUUCCGAAAGAGCUUGUCGUUUCCGAUAUGGUAAAUUUCGCGCUGACAUUAGACUUUCCGGUAAUCGCUAAGCCGUUGUUGGCGGACGGGAGCGUGAAAUCACACGAAAUGUAUCUGAUUUUCGCCACCGAAGGGCUUGAGAAAUUGAAAUUGGCGUCGCCGAUUGUCUUGCAGGAGUUUGUGAACCACGGUGGGGUUGUGUUCAAAGUGUACGUUUUGGGUUCACAUGUGGUAUGCGUGAGGAGAAAUUCGUUGCCCGAUAUCUCAGAGGAGAAGAUGAAAACAUUGAAGGGUUGUUUGCCAUUUUCGCAGAUAUCGAAUUUGUGUGAGAAUGAGAAGAAAAAGGGUGAUGAUAGUUGUAUUGAGAUGCCGUCUGAGAAUUUUGUCGUGGAAUUGGCUAAGGCGUUGAGAGAAGAAAUGGGGUUGAAUCUUUUUAACUUUGAUUUGAUUAGGGAUGGUGAGAGGUUUCUUGUCAUCGAUAUUAAUUAUUUUCCUGGGUACGAGAAAUUACCUGAUUUUGAAUCUGUUAUGACGGAUUUUUUGUUGGAUGUUGUGGAGAAGAAGCAUGUAGAGGUGGUCUAAGAGUGGAGAUGAAUGAAUUUCAGGUGAUAUGAUUUUUGGUGCUUAAAAAAUGAAAACCUUUGUUGCUAAUUGUAUAAAAGGAAUCAUCUAAUGG